Molecule: messenger RNA, 6651 nt
Organism: Stegodyphus dumicola
Lineage: Eukaryota; Metazoa; Arthropoda; Arachnida; Araneae; Eresidae
Product: glutamate receptor ionotropic, NMDA 3A-like
Biological process (GO): monoatomic ion transport
Cellular component (GO): membrane
Molecular function (GO): signaling receptor activity; ligand-gated monoatomic ion channel activity
Source: RefSeq, a predicted model, not a curated record
CCAAGGAUUGGCGGUCGCCCUAACCAGCUAGAAACUCGUUACCCAGCUGGUGUGUUGGGUCUUCGGCUUCGGCAUCAAAGUCUGGACCGUGCAAUCGUUCGAUCCGCUGUCAUGUUCGCCGUUUCUUCUAUGGUGCAUGGUGCUGAUUUUAAUCCGUGGACGUCGGACGAACAUUCUCUCAACUACAGCGUUCCGAUUUCUUGCUGGUUUGGGCCUGGACUCAGAAGGGAAGCUUUUGCGAGGUUCGUGUACAGAUCAGCUCUGGAGCAACGCCAUCUGAACUUCACUGGUCGCUUAUUCCCCAUCUUCGACAUCUAUAACCUGGUUCCGUCGACGGGACAAAUGCUCCACCGAGUAGUAGACGACGAAGAGAUAGUUCCUCGCCGCUGGAAGAGGAUCGGCAAUGUGACAGGAGGUCGUGUGUCACUCAAUGCUGUUGUCUGGCUGGGAGGAAAAAGAGUCGGACCUCCAGAACAUGGUCGACAGCGCUUUCGCGUGGUAACUGCCUUUGCACCACCUUUCGUAAUGCCUGCUACUAGAGUAGAGAAUGGUUCCUGUCUCCUCGGAUUGCCUUGUCUACAGGUUCGAACAAACUCUAAAGCUGAACUGUCCCGCCUGUUCUCUGAUUAUCACAGUGGGCGUGCAUUAGAAGGGGUCGAAUACAAUAUUAGUUGCUGCGCCGGCAUUGCCAUUGAUCUGAUGAGUUCUCUUGCUGAUGACCUAUGUUUCGCCUUUGACCUCUAUCUCGUUGCUGACGGACUGUUCGGCACUAGAAGAGGCGAGAAAUGGAAUGGCAUGACUCUUGAUGUGAAGUCGGGUGCAGCUCACAUGGCCUUCUCAGCAUUCAGCUUGACGAGUGAACGUUCCCGAGUCAUUGAUUACUCCGUCCCUUUCUACCACUCGGGGGUGUCCUGCCUCACCUACACCCAAGAGAGGGACGUGCCACUCUCUGCCUUUCUUGUACCCUUCAGCGCGCAACUUUGGAUCGCUAUAUUUACGUCUCUGAAUAUGACAGCCAUAUUUGCCGCCAUUUAUGAAUGGUUAUCUCCAUUCGGCCUGAAUCCGUGGGGACGCAUGCGCAAUAAGAAUUUCUCUUUGGCUUCUGCUCUCUGGGUCAUGUGGUCACUACUUUUCUCUCAUCUGGUAGCCUUUAAGGCACCCAAGUCAUGGCCGAACAAAGUGCUUAUUAAUUUAUGGGGAUGUUUUAGUGUCAUCUUUGUGUCUUCUUACACCGCUAACAUUGCAGCCCAUUUCGCUGGUCUCUUCUUCCAUCUGAGGGUAGACGAUUUCCAUGACGCUAGCCUUCUAAAUCAGAGAACUGGGACUGCAAAAGGAAGUGCAGCUGAAUCUUACAUAUAUGCUCAGAAUCCACAAUUAUGGCAACAUAUUCAGAGGUAUGGUUUCGCUGACCUUGAAGAAGGACUAAAAAAACUUAGGGACGGCGAGUUAGAUGUUCUGAUCGGGGAUACGGUGGUGCUUGACUACUUCAGGGGAAAUGAUCCUGGCUGUGGUCUUCACUUGCUGGGACAGUCCAUAUUUGAUGAUGCAUAUGCUGUAGGCAUGCAGAAAGGUUUUCGACUCAAAAAAUCUAUUUCUACCUUGAUUCUACGCUACAACGAACACGGUUAUAUCGAACAGCUCCAAAAGAAGUGGUUUGGAAGAGUGCCUUGUUUUAACCACUCAGUGCAUCGUCUCAACAAGCCGAAGCCUUUGAGUCUGGGAGCCGUAGCGGGAGUUUUCGUAAUGCUGUUGCUAGGUCUUGUUGUUGGCAUCAUCAUCCUUAUCAUUGAGCACGUGGUCUUCAAGCGAUUUUUACCUGAACUUCGCAAGAAACCACCCGAAUGCUUCUGGAGGAGUCCCAACGUAAUGUUUUUCAGUCAGAAGUUGUACAGAUUCAUCAAUAAAGUGGAACUUGUUUCUCCGCAUCAUUCAGCUAAAGAAAUUGUUACCAACCUCAAAGAAGGUCAGAUAUUCAGCCUAUUUCAGAAGAGUGUGAAAAGGAAAGCCAAAGAAGAAGCAAGACGCAGGAAAAGCAAGUCCCAGUUUUUUGAGAUGAUUCAAGAGAUACGAAAAGUCGUCCGUUUGCAGAAAGAACAACGCCACAAUACUGAUAUCGUUAAUCCAAGCCAUCCCCAACUUUUACAGCAAGAUAUUGUAUUACCCGUUUGUUCUCCAAUGGAUAAACAACGCCUCAUUUUUACUCCCCAGAGCAUAGCAUCUUCGCCUACAAGACGCAAUUCAUGGACUGACAUGUAUAGAAAAGGACUAUUUGGGACGACGGGAUACAGUUAUUUACAACGCGAAGAUCGCAGAGAGUUUGAACAUAGAAUCGCGCAGUUUGAUAAUUCCCCGUUCAGACGGCCCUAUUACUUGGUGAGGACCGAUUCUCCAUUCGAGGAUUUAAGCUCCUCGGGUGGAGAGGAACAACAACCCGCCUUCGACACUACCGUCCUCAGCAUAAGCGUAGAGGAUCUUCGGUUGGUGGAUUCGUCCUCCGCUGCUUUUCCCCAUAUUAGGAGAUAUAGGUCCUUGGAUGAAACCCUCUGGAGAAAAAAGUGCCCACAGAGUCCAAAGAAAAAGACUCUUCCAGUUUCAUCAGAACCGAAAAUGGCUGUUAAGAAGUUGCUGGAAGUAGAUGAACUCUUACUUUAUUCAAUGAGCAAGGAGGAAAUUAUCCGCUCAUGGCAAGCAUCAGAAAGAAGACUUUUAAAUAGACUUAGGGACACUAUCAAAGAGAAAAAGUCACUAGAAAAAAAGCUUGUUUUUAUACAAAAGACCCUGGUGAAACCGCCGUGAUAAAACAACAUUCUAGGUUUACUUAAAACAAGAAAGCAAUGUCUUCUCGACUUUGGAAGUCGAAUUUCACCUGGUGAUCUAUAGAAGUAGAUUACUUAUUAUGAGCGCUACAUGUGGGCUUACUAGACAAAGAAAAUGCUUUAAGAAAGUCUGUGAUGAAGCUUUGUUCGUUAGGGACUUUUGAAUAUUGGCUCGGAGAUAAAGGCCUUCAAUAUAUGCUCUCAUUUGAUCGCGUUAAAUUAGAAGGAAUGCAGAAACUCAUGUAGCCCGAGUACAUAUACUACAAAUUAAAGAACUACGUAAAUCAUCAUAUUUAUUUGACAAUUAUUCGACAAAUAAGCAAGAAAAAGAACUAUCUGAAGUACCCAAAGGUGGUUUAGGUAACCUAAAUACAUAUGUUUUAGUUAUUUGGAUAUCAGUAUAAUUGUUAAUUAUAUUUUUUGUUCUUAUUUAAUUACACAUUAAAAACGCUCUAAAUCUGGGAAAAGAUUACGCACAAAAUAUUUAAAAUUAAUUACAAGUAAACAUUACAGAAAAAAUUCUUUAAGCUAUUUAAUUAAAAUUUUAAGGUUAUUUCAUAGAACCAUGAAAAUUUAAGAUUGUUAAAACCUAGGAGUUAGUUACACUUUAGGAGGCAAAAAUUCCGAGAUAUCUUGUAUAGUCAAUGUCUGUCAUAAAAUAAUAAGGUAAAAAUAUAUUUGCCAGGAGUAAUUUGAAGGCCCUUAUGCAUAUAUAAACUCCAGAAAAUUAAUUCGCUCUUAAUUUUCAUGUCCAAUGUAUUAUAUAAAUUUGUGUUAUGUGAAAGUCAUGUCGAUCAUUCAUUGAAAGUCCCAGAAAACAAUUUAAAAGCUAGAAAUACUUUUAUAAGCACUUUCUUAAAUGCAUCUUUUCAGCAACUAGAAGCUGCUGAAAUUUAUAUACCACCAGGAACUACGUGUUCAGCAACGUAAGGUGCAUUUACGUGAAAAUUUUAAAUGAAAAUAAUAUUUUUAAAGAGCAUACUGUCAAAAGUAUUUAAUGUGCGUUUUGUCCUUUAAAGUUUUAAUUAAAGAUUAUCAGACACUUUUCACUAAAAAAACAACUCAAAUAUUUUAGAGAAUUUAUCAAAGAAAAUGAUUUCUAUAGAUUUUCGGUAACAAUUGCUGUAAUCUUAGUUAACAACAGCUUUUAUUUGUUCUCGUCUUUACAUGGCGAUAUUUUGAUCUUUUUACACAAGUGACAAAUAAUAAAUUUAUUUAAAAAUGCGCUAUGGGUUUAAAAACAUUUUUAAAAUUAUUAAAUAGUAAUAAAUAAAUCGCUGGACUGAUUAGAUAUCAAACUAUUGAAAGGUAAAAAUCUGGAAAUUAUGUCUACAAAAUAUGAAUUAAUAAGUAUUUUCGUCGUCAUAUAUUUGUUUAUUGUUAUAAUGUUAUACAGAAAAUUCAAGUAGCCUUUAAUCUAGAAUUAAAAACUACAAUUAUUCAACAGUAAUUCAAGUUGAAAUAAUGAGAAAAAUGCAAAUUAUGUUAGAGUGUUAUCUUUAUAAAAGGCACGAUAACCCAGUCAGAUAAUGUAAGUUGCCAAACAUACAGAAAAAUGUUUUCAUUAAAUGAGAUUGUCCAUGAAAGUAAUCCUAUAAUAAAAUCAUAAAACAGAGAGUACAUAUGAAUUUAGAUGAGCCAAAAUUGACUCAAUACAUGUAAUUAAUUACAAUAUAAUGCAUAUUUUUAUAUUAUACUUACGAGGAUUACGCUGAAAGUAAUGCCUGUCAGAUUAUAAUCUCUUCAUUAAUAUGACACAUGUUUAUAUGUAUGCAGAGAAUUUUGUCUUCGUGGUACUAUUUUCUCGCUGCACCCCCGUGACGACAACAGACCUGCUAUUAUGCUUAAGCUGUUAUUGCGUGAGCUCUGGAGAAAAAAAUCUACGCUCAAGGCCCGGAAGGCUAGAUAUGCGAUAUAAUUUACACAAAUGAUAUUGAGUUGCAUGGGUAUGCAAGGCCCUUGAAGGAAAUACAUUGGAAUCCUUGGUUGCGACAAGCGAACAGUAUAUCUUAAGGCUUUGUGGAUGCCGUUCAAAGUUGCAAUGCAUAAAUUACAGGAUUAUUUACAUCAGUUUCACAGAAUCACAUGCUGUGCCAGAUAUUAUAGGAACUGUUUACAAAAUAAAUGCAAGUAUCAAAAUAAUACAAUACUAAUAGUAAAACUCCAAUUAUCCAAAUCAAUUGGGACCAGACUCUAUUCAGAUAAUCAAAAAUUCGGAUAAACGGAUUUUUUCCGAAGAAAGGAUCUACGUACGCUUUAACUACUGACUACUGUAUGUUGAAAAUGGGAGAAAAAACUAUUUUUGAAGAAAAAGGUGUUUCAAUUAAUUAAAAUGAAAAGGCGACAUCUUACGUACAUGUUAUGUAGCGUACUGUACAGUACUUACAAUUGCUGAAAGUCAUUGGUCAAGCUGAACAGCUUGGUCAGGGCAAGUUGUUUGACUGUCUUCAUCCGUUUUCGGGCAGUCGAGUGGCGCUUUCGCUGGACAGUGUGAUAUUGCAUGUGGUUACACUCGGGCUGACGCUCCAUCCACUUCAAAGCCGGCAAACGUUUUACUAGCUCAUGGUCCCGUGUCUGAUUCAACACUUCGACAUUACGUCAUCUUCUCUCACACUUUCAAUAAUUCAUCAUCAUUUAGAAUUUGAAACCCAGGUUCUGACGAAUCACACACCAUCCAUUGUGCUGUAUCCUCAACACUAAUUUCUGAACAUCCAAGGAAUUUUCAAAAGAACUUCUACUAGCGAUUCGGAUAGUCAGAGUUCGGAUAAUUGGAGUUGUACUGUAAUUCAAAGAAAUAUUUAUAUACUAUAUACAAGAUAACUGUUUAGACAACAUUAAGAAAAUAUACGAGCUAAAGAUUUAAAACGUUAUAUGAGACUGAACAAUAUAUUUCGCAAUACUAUUGUCUACUAUACAGAACUGUUCGAUCAUUAAUACUGGUCUGUUUGAGUCAUGUUACCCACUCUGAUUCGCUUGGCACAGAUGAUUGCUGUCAAUUGAUUCCACUAUGCGAUUUUUUUUGGAAAUGGAAGUUUUCUUUCAAAAUCUUUUGCAAAUAUUUUUAACCAUAUUCGCAAAUUACUCUCAUCAAUUAUCGCUUUUGAGACUUUGUGGAUGCCGUUUAACAAACGCCUUUUUUUAAGUCAAGAACUUGACAGCAGCUUUUUUUUUUUUUUUUUCUGUAUUUCUUUCUCUACAUUUACGAUUCUUCCAAAGCUAAAAUUAAAGAAAUUAUGUCAGCCGAUGCAGGAUGAGUUAGUCUGUCUCGUACUGGAAAGGAUUUUGGAGAAAACAGAGAAAAGCAUUACUUUCAGUAUGAUCCCCUAUACCAGUGGUCUCAAACUCGUGGCCCGCGAGCCGCAUGUGCCACCCCCCCAAAGCGAUUUUAUGUUUAUCGGCGAAUACAUUUUAGCUGUAUACUUAUUGCAAGUACGAUGCUUACAGAUUCAGAGACAAAGAUGUCGAUUCUAUGUACGACUUAUAUGCUAAACUGCUAUUGAAGGAAAAUAGUUGGAGCUAUAUCUUUGUCACUGUAAACUUGCACGCCUGACCACGUGACUAAAGUGAGGUACAGGAAAUUCCCACAUUCCUAAAAUCAUUAAAUUUUAAUUUGCCAGCCAACAGCUGAUGGCGAUUCAGUAUUCUGAAAUUUGCGAAUUUUCAGUAAAGAUUAUUUAGCGGUUAAUUCAACAUAUUGCAAUUACCUGAAAAUAAAUGUCAGGCUAAAAUUUAAUAUUCAGCUUAGUGCAUUUGAAUUGCAAAGUAUAACCAAGAGGUUUUUCUUGCAGGUGCCAACCUUUAGAUUCCAAGUAGAAAAUAAACAUAUAAAUUUAAU